Molecule: messenger RNA, 1191 nt
Organism: Pimephales promelas (fathead minnow)
Lineage: Eukaryota; Metazoa; Chordata; Actinopteri; Cypriniformes; Leuciscidae
Gene: tagln
Product: transgelin
Biological process (GO): actin filament organization
Cellular component (GO): actin cytoskeleton
Molecular function (GO): actin filament binding
Source: RefSeq, a predicted model, not a curated record
UCUAAUGGUAACGACAUUUACUCCUGAAACAGCAACAGGAACGACUCUCACACUAAAUCCAUUGCUCCAGGUUGACUGGUGACGGCACGAAGGACAGGGUCUUCUUCAUAUUGACUAGAGUUGGAACUUCAGAGGUGGUGUCCUAAACCGCAGAAUGGCAGCACAGCAGGGAGCUUCAACUAUGGCAAACAAGGGUCCAUCUUAUGGGAUGAGCCGCCAAGUGCAGGAUAAGAUUGAGCAGAAGUAUGACACUGAACUGGAGGCGCGUUUGGUGGAGUGGAUCAUGGCCCAGUGUGGGCCUGCGGUGGGAAAGCCAGAGGCCGGGAAACUGGGCUUCCAGACCUGGCUCAAAGAUGGAUGUGUUUUGUGUGAGCUCAUCAAUAGUCUGUGUAAGGAAAAGCCCGUAAAGAAGAUCCAGAGCUCCAGUAUGGCUUUCAAACAGAUGGAGCAGGUGUCACAGUUCCUUAACGCUGCGGAGCGAUACGGCGUCGUCAAAACCGACAUGUUUCAGACGGUAGAUCUGUGGGAGGGAAAGGACUUGGCCGCAGUGCAGAGGACACUAAUGGCUCUGGGCAGCAUCGCGGUGACAAAAGAUGACGGCGCCUUCAAUGGAGAUCCCAACUGGUUCUUCAAGAAAGCGCAGGAGAACCGGAGAGAUUUCUCUGACAACCAGAUUAAAGAGGGGAAAAAUGUCAUCGGUCUGCAGAUGGGGUCCAAUAAAGGCGCGUCCCAGGCUGGCAUGACAGGCUACGGUCGACCUCGACAGAUCAUGAACCCAUGAGCCAAACGUUCCUCCCUCGGUUCCCUGACCAUCACCCCAUCCUAAUCAUUUGACUCCAAAUGUUUCAUUCAGAGUUUGACCAGAAUGACAGAGUAAUAAAUAUAAUACAAAAUAACAAGUUUCCAUGUUUGUAGUCAAUCCCUAUUUUUGUUCGGUCGAAUUGCAACAAUCUUUAUUGAACAGUGUUCACUAUCACCGAUUGACCGAUUGUGCCAUCUAACAUUUCAAAUAUGCAAGUUGACAUACAAUCAAAUCAAACCCCAUUUACUUUCUUUAAAGGGGUGAUGAACUGAGAAAUCAAAUUUUCCUUGAGCUUUUGACAUCUAAGAGGUCAUCAUAUUAUAAGAAUAUCCUGUAAGUUUCAGAACUGAAAAUGUCCUUGUUAUUCCAAUAAAAGCUUUUAUUGACAC